Molecule: messenger RNA, 510 nt
Organism: Medicago truncatula (barrel medic)
Lineage: Eukaryota; Viridiplantae; Streptophyta; Magnoliopsida; Fabales; Fabaceae
Product: mucin-1
Exons: 1
Coding region: 1-510 (169 amino acids)
Source: RefSeq, a predicted model, not a curated record
AUGUCGAGGUCCGCUUCUCUUUUGAUUGUAUCAAUGUUGAUUCUCGGAAUUUCGUUGUUAUCCGAUGCAGUUGCCCCGGUAAACUCCCCAGCAGUGUCUCCGACAAGUAAUUCUCCUUCGCCAAGUGUGGUACACUCUCCAACAAUGUCUCCGGCAGUGAAUGCUCCGGCACCAAGCGCAACAAACACCCAUGCUCCGGUCCCAAGCCCUACCAGCACCAACGCUCCGGCACCAAGCACUGCAAGCAACAAUGCUCCGGCACCAAGCGCAACUAAUACCCAUGGUCCAGCACCAAGCGAUACCACCAGCAACCAUGCUCCUGCACCAAGCGCUACCAGCACCCAUGCUCCGGCACCAAGUGAAACCAGCACCGCUCAUGCUUCGGCGCCAAGUGUUACUAAAACGCAUGCUCCAGCACCAAGUCCUCAUCAUUCUGGUUCUGCGAGAUUGAGUGGUUAUGUUGGUAUCAAUGUUGUGGUGGCUUUGGUCUUAGGAAGCUUUGUUUUUUAG